UGUUUACAAAAGACCAGGUUUUCUCAGUCCUCUGCUCCACGUUAUCUUUCACCUCACUAUCCCACCUUUUACACGGCCUCGGCUCCUGAGAAGCCUCGGGGUGUACUGAUAGCUUUCAAAUGCAAUCUCCCUUUUGUCUGUGCUAGGAAUAUAGCGGACCCCACGGGCAGGUACGUAUUUACUUCUGCAAGGCACCUUCUGGGACCAGGAGGUUACUUUUCUCUCUUACUACGCGCCUAAUCGUUUUCAACACAAAUUCUUUUCGCAUCUUUGCACCAUUGUUUCCCGACACUCCAAGGGUCUUCUUCUUGUUUUGGGAGAUUCAGAUGUUGCUUUGGAUUCCACAUUGGAUAGGCGCUACACACGGGGGGCGGCCCCUUCUCACGACUUAGUGCUGGAGGAACGUAUGCGCUCUCUCUUGUGGAUGGCGGGGCUGGCGGACGUCUGGAGGGAACUUCACCCAACUGAGCGCGACUUUACAUUCUAUUCCAAUCCUCAUGACAGUUUUUGUAGUAGAAUUGACCAUAUAUUCAUGCAUGCUCAGCAGCUUCCCUUGGUCCGGCGGAUUACUAUUCCCUCCUCACCCUGGUCGGACCAUGAUCCCUUGGUACUCCUCCUGGCCCUCUUUGGGUUAGAACGGCGCCCUUUUCAUUGGCGCAUCAAUGACUCUUUAUUGACCACUCUGACUACCUACCAACAAAUAGAAUUUUUCUUACGAACAUACUUCACGGAAAACUCGGGAUCGGUCUCUUCGGCUGUGCCCCUAUGGGAGGCGCAUAAGGCCACGGUGCGGGGUCAUGUUAUACAGCUGGCGGCGGUCCGGAAGCGGGAGUGGGAGCAUCGACUUUUGGAGCUUCAUUCUCUCCUGGCCUCUGCGGAUGCGCGUUGGAAGUCAUCUCCAUCCGCAGCCCAUAAACGCUCUCGGGACGCUCUGGCAGCAGAGUUGGACCUACUUGCCUCUUGGGAGGCGGAACGGGCCCUGCGUUGGACCAAACACAAAUUUUAUUCCUGUGCUAAUAAGCCGGGCCCGAUGCUGACCAGGAAACUCAAUUCUGUGGGGAAACCCUAUAAACCGAUCCGACUGUGACUUCCUAUAGGUGACUGUAAUUCUAAUCCCCAGCAGAUUGUUUCCUGUUGCUCAGACUUCCUUUCGCGCCUCUACGCUAAACCAGCUCCCUUCCCCGUGGCUCAAGCAGAGGCAUACUUUCAAGAUCUCCAACUUCCUGGGUUAUCCGAGGCAGCACAGGUGGCCCUCAACGCCGGUGUCACCGUACCGAAAGUGCUCCAAGCUAUCAAAUCUUUACGGUCCACCGCGGCCCCAGGUCCCGACGGCUUCUCUGGUCUCUAUUAUAAGAAAUUCUCAGCCCUGUUGGCACUCUUUUUGGCUGACUAUUUUAAUGAGUUACAACAGGGCUCCUUGCCCUCUCCAGAUGCACUUAGAGCGCAUAUCGCCAUGAUUCCUAAGACGACCGAUGAUGUACAGGAACCGCAAGCCUUCCGGCC
Staurois parvus is the source of this 1503-nucleotide messenger RNA. Lineage: Eukaryota; Metazoa; Chordata; Amphibia; Anura; Ranidae. The record is from the annotation of a GenBank genome assembly.